This is a messenger RNA of Eurytemora carolleeae, 1173 nucleotides long. RefSeq names its product origin recognition complex subunit 1. Lineage: Eukaryota; Metazoa; Arthropoda; Copepoda; Calanoida; Temoridae. Gene Ontology annotation, molecular function: chromatin binding. The transcript is spliced from 10 exons. The record is from RefSeq and is a predicted model, not a curated record. The coding region runs from base 233 to 1150 and encodes 305 amino acids.
AAGUUCUCACUUGCUCUAGUGAUUUAAUUUUUACAAAAACAUGAAUUUGAAAGUGAGAGAAAAAAAAUAUUUUGAAGACACGUGCUGGAAGAAUCUGAAAAGUGCCAAAUUGUCCCUCCCGUAAUAUAAGAACAAUUCAAAUUUAAUUUGAAUCUUGUCAUUUAGGAUUGAUUUAACUGAAAACCACAGAAACCCAUUUUAGAAAAGGGAAAAAUGUAUUUUCAAUUUUUAAAUGUGGCGUUUGAGUCACUUCUAUUGUCUAGUGUCCAUCCGAAGAUAUUUUAUGCGUUUUCAGAAAUGUUUUAUAAAUUUAUUAUGUAUAUGGAAGACUAAAUUAUUUCAGAUAAUCAUGGCGCCUAAACGAAGAUAUUUUACUGCAACGACAAAGCCCAAGUUUAGUUGGAUCGGGGAAGAAAUUCAACCACCACCGCACAUGAGAAAAGCUGCAGUCGGGUUAAAACAUUACAAAGGAUUCAGUUUCGGAGAUCUAACAGCAGAGAUUGGAGAUUUUGUGAUUGUAAAAAGUGAGGACUCAUCAGAGGAUAUCUUAAGCUGUGAUGUCGCAAGAAUAGAAAGGUUGUAUGAGGACUGUUAUCUAUCGGGAGAUCCUUACAGAGUUCAUGUUACUUGGCUGUGUAGACCCAAGGAUCUUCCCAAGCAGUUGAGUAAACAUGAUUUCAAGGAACAGGGUGCUCCAGCUCUUGACCAUAGAUUGGAUCUGAUUUUAGAAGCUAGAAACUUUGAUACUAACAUCAGUGCUGAGUCAGUUUAUUUCAAGUGUAAUGUGUUCCCUGAGCAGAUCACCGUACACCCUGAAUCCUUCAUCAAGAGAUGUCCCGAGUCCAAACAUCCAAAUUAUAUUCUCAGAUUCAAGCUCACAUCAAACUCCAAGGGAAAAACCAAGAGAAACUUUAAUCUUGAACCCUACAAGGAUGGAGGUUUAAGUCCACUGAAGCUCACAGCGUUGAAAUCUCCGCUUAAGGAGCAGAAACUAGAUAACAGAUCUACGUUUUCUCGCGAUGCUUCACCGGAGGUUGGCAAGAUUGAUAAGGUUCUUAUCCCCGCUAAUUUUGGUUUCCUCUUGGCUCAAGAGAAUAUCAAGAUCGACAAAAAGAGGAGACGAUUAUCCAGUCGGGAAUCUAGUCGGUAAACAGCCACUACUGGUUUUAUUAA